GGAAGAUGAGCAAGAGAGAAGCUCAAUGGAGGAGAGAUGCAGAGCAACAGGCGGAGGAGAGAGAGAGCACUGCCGGCACCGUCGCCGCAGCACCAGUCCAGACAGAGCCAAGGCGACGACGACGACGACGACGACGACGGCUGCGCCACCUCCCAUGAAAAAAGUCCAAGUCUUUUACUAUCUCUCCAGAAAUGGGCGUCUGGAACAGCCCCAUUUCCUCGAAAUCAGCCUCUUCCCCAACCAACCCCUUCGACUCAAAGGUAUGCAGCAUUCAUUCCAAACGACAUGUCGUUUCCGAUCUCUUGAAAUCUCUUUUUAUUUCGUGACGACAGAUGUUAUGGAUCGGCUCACCCUUCUCAGAGGCAAGGCCAUGCGCUCUCUCUAUUCCUGGUCCUGUAAGAGGAACUAUAAAACUGGAUAUGUGUGGAACGACUUGUCGGAAAAUGACAUUGUAUAUCCCGCCGAAGGAGCCGAGUACGUGCUCAAGGCCUCCGAACUUGUUGACUUCUGUUCUGAAAAAUUGCAGGAAAUUCACACGGGCAGCAACGACAGGCGACCGGUUCAGGAACCGAACCUCCGGGUCAAAACUAGGAAACAGCAACUCGCUCCGAGUUCACUCAAAGAACUCGACGACCAACCGUAUUCCGAUUUAGACUACGACGAAGUGGAAGACUACGAAAACGAAGACGUGGACAAACCCAUUUACACCACGACUUCCACUACCCCUCACUCCCGGUGCUCUCGCGGCGUCUCCACCGAAGAACUCCCCGGUCCAACUCAGUCCCCCACCGAGUCAACUCCCUUUGACUCAUCCCGCCUCUCCACUUCGAAACGGUUCACUUACGAGGACGAACUCGGGACGGCGCCGAGUAGGAACUCGGUCCUGAUGCAGUUCAUUUCUUGCGGUGGGUCGGCCGGUUCGAAGGAGAAACCUGGGGAGGGUUCUAGUGAAGCGGGGAAGGAGAUGGGGAGAAGAACCGAGAGCCUUGGGAGAGGGGUUGUGUGUAAAAUGGCUGGAAAGCGGAUCGGAGAAGAGGAGAUGAUAAAGUAUAUGUCGGAGAAUCCGAGGUUUGGGAAGUUGCAGACAGAGGAGAAGGAGUAUUUCAGUGGGUCGAUUGUGGAGUCCAUUAGAGAAGAUCGACAUGUCGUUGAACCUGUUCUCAAGAAAUCCAGCUCCUAUAACGAAGAAAAGAGCAAAAGAGGAGAGUUGGGAGAAAAAAGAGAUGAAAAUGAAGAGACAAGGAGGGAGGAAGAUGAGGGUGGGAUGAAAGGAAGGUGCAUUCCUCGCAUGAUAUCAGCUGCCUCGGCCUUAGCCUUAGCCUCAUCAAAGCAACCCCCCAAGAAGCCUUGAAGCUCACUCACUUCCCCACUGCUUCAAUUUUGUGUCUCUCUUGAUCCCACAAAACAGAGGCCUAUUGCUUUGUCCAAAUAUGGUUGCCAAACACUUGGUUGUUUCUUGCAAAUUUUGUAUUAGCUUACUUUUUUGGAGCUGUAUGAACAAGCACUCACAUUUUCAACAUUAGGGGCUAGAGUCAUCUUCAGGGUGAUUGAUUUGAUUAGCUCAUUAUAAAUUCACUUAUUUUCUCCA
Messenger RNA from Cucurbita pepo subsp. pepo (vegetable marrow), 1588 nucleotides. RefSeq names its product UPSTREAM OF FLC protein (DUF966). NCBI's taxonomy places the organism in Eukaryota, Viridiplantae, Streptophyta, Magnoliopsida, Cucurbitales, Cucurbitaceae. The record is from RefSeq and is a predicted model, not a curated record.